Molecule: messenger RNA, 545 nt
Organism: Lepidothrix coronata (blue-crowned manakin)
Lineage: Eukaryota; Metazoa; Chordata; Aves; Passeriformes; Pipridae
Gene: COPS9
Product: COP9 signalosome subunit 9
Exons: 3
Coding region: 72-245 (57 amino acids)
Biological process (GO): negative regulation of protein neddylation
Source: RefSeq, a predicted model, not a curated record
CCCCGCCCACAGGGCGGCCAUGAGAGGCGGUUCCUCCUUGCCCGCGGAAGUGACGGGGCAGAGGGGCCGCCAUGAAGCCGGCGGUGGACGAGAUGUUUCCCGAGGGAGCCGGGCCGUACGUGGAUCUGGACGAGGCAGGGGGAAGCACGGGGCUGCUGAUGGACCUGGCCGCCAACGAGAAAGCUGUGCACGCCGACUUCUUCAAUGAUUUUGAAGAUCUCUUCGAUGAUGAUGACAUCCAGUGAACUUGGUUGUCCAGCUAUGCAGUGCUGAGAUGUGGAUUUUUCUCUAGGAUCACCUGUGGUGUCCAUUAUUUAUUAAAGUAAUUGAAAUGGGAAAAUCACAAGGCGGGGGGGGAAACCUGUAUAAGCUGCUCGGGGAAUAUGAAAACCAGAUGGUUAAAGAUAACUAAGGAGGGAAUUGUGGAAUGUUAUUUCUAGGAAACUGUGCGUAGAUUUCUCUGGAAAUUUUAUUUGCUGAUGUGUUUAUUGAAUAAAAUACUAAAAAAAACUCUCCUUCACUCUGGGUUAUACUUUGAAAGUAGA